Molecule: messenger RNA, 456 nt
Organism: Letharia columbiana
Lineage: Eukaryota; Fungi; Ascomycota; Lecanoromycetes; Lecanorales; Parmeliaceae
Exons: 2
Coding region: 1-456 (151 amino acids)
Cellular component (GO): mitochondrion
Source: RefSeq, a predicted model, not a curated record
AUGCUCUCUCGACGCCUCGCAACAGCGCGACCUCUAACCCAUCUCCUCCGCAACCCCGUCACCUACCGCCCACAAAUCCGCUACCUAUCCCAAGCCGACAUCGAAGACCCUAACAUGAACGGUGGCUACAUCAACCCCCCUGCGAUUCCCCGUCAGUUCCGUGAUCCCUACGCCGACUGGUGGGAUAAGCAAGAACGGCGCAACUACGGCGAGCCUGUACAUGAGGACAAUGAUAUCCUUGGCGUAUUCUCUCCAGAAGAGUAUACACAUUUUAAGCCUGGGUGGGGGGCUGUUUGUUUGGGCAUUUUCGUCGCGACGUUUUUGGGGUUGGUGACUGUGGUGGGAGUGUAUUAUCCUGAUAUGCCGGCAGUGAGGAGGGGUUAUGAGGGGGGUUUAGAUCGGGAAUUGGGCGGUGAAGGUGCUGUGCUGGCGAGGACAGAGGAUGGGGUUGAUUGA